Molecule: messenger RNA, 1986 nt
Organism: Serendipita indica DSM 11827
Lineage: Eukaryota; Fungi; Basidiomycota; Agaricomycetes; Sebacinales; Serendipitaceae
Source: the annotation of a GenBank genome assembly
AUGGACGCACUCACGGUUCCCAAACUCACGCCCGCUAUAUCGAAAACAAAAACGGUGCAGUUUGAACAAAUCGACAAGCAUUUCGAAGGAACUAUAGACGUCAGCCUCGACUCGCUAGAUAUAUACCCUUUAUUACACCUUUGGGAUCCCGACUAUGGCGUCAACGGUUGGGGUCCAAUCUCUAUAUGUCCCGUGUCACAAGGGUCUUCCAGAUACUACGUUCUCCGAGGAACGCGAACUAUCAGCGAUUUGCGGGUCUAUAAUGCAAAGAAGCCAGACGGCGCAAAGCCCAUUCAAACAUGGCAAGCAAGAGUCUUCAAUUCCUUGGUCCUCAACGAACCUUUGCUUCGGAUUUGGAUAUAUGGGACUCAAGAACGACCUGGUCGAUCAAAGCACGGGAUUGGUGAUAUCAUGUCACUCAUGUCGCCCCAUAAAGCUCAAGGAAACACGGUACUCCGUAAUGCAAUUCUCUGUCUACCAUCCACCACGUUGCAACAGCGAGUCAUACGGAUAUUCAACAUGCCUAAUUAUGAACAAAUACAUCGCGUAUUUAAUAACAGCGGUCCAUUUGCGCGGGUUGCGGUCAGCGAUGUGUACUACAUUGUCCAACAGAGAACGGACAACUAUCUUGCGUUGACACAACUACUACUAAGCGACCUGGAACGGCAAAUUGCGCAGCUUCGACCCCCGCUUCCUCCAGAAGGACAGACUCAAUUCUUCGCGCGGAUAUCCGCGUGCUCUAGUGAAAAAGAAGUAUACAAUUCCAUCAGUGCCCAUGCGAAGUUAUUCUUCGACAAGAAGCCAGACCAAAAGGCGUGGAUUCAGAGAGUACUCCGGCCUGAGAUUCCAUAUGUGUUUGGUGAAAUCGUAUUUUCCUCCGUAAGCUUUGCCCAACGUCUCCGUCGUCUCUACCGUGACUGGGUCCUGCGUGCUCAAGUGCUGUGCUCUUUCACUGGGGUAGAUACCUUGAAGCCCAUGAUGGCCGCCUCGUCAUCACCUCAGCUCGACCAAGGUCCUGUUCCAUGGACAAAGAUAUUGCGAGAGCUAAUGAGCAACUCUAGCCUCAUUGUCAUCGUAGAUGAAGACUCUGGCAGCGAACUGCGACCCCAGGAUUGGGCAAUGCCUCAGCUGAAGCGCAGUGUACUCUUGACUUGGGCGUCCGCUCGCCUAAAGAAGUCGCUAUCAGACUGGCAUCUGUUCUUCCAACGGUGUUCCGAUCUGGGUCUUCCGCUAAGCGCAGAUGGAGCCAGCGUCCUCAACGAUCUAUCCUCCGUGGUCGAGGUUACAGUGGAGAAUAGUCGACCUGCUGACGUUAUAUCUCCUCAUUCUCUAGAGGAUAGUCAAGUAGAGGAUAAAGAGGGACCAACGUCUUUUAACCGCCCUACUAUCUCUCGACAAAUCAGGAUCACGUUUCCGGCACUCAACUCGGCAGACAAAGCAGUAGUGUUAGAGGAUACGUCCACUGGUUCGAGGCGUAUAAUUCCAGCUAAAAAUUCCGAUACGCCUUCGACUUCUGAACCAUUGCACCCUGCAGACGAGGUACGAUCCAUCUUAUUAGCCACGGCGAUUCCGAAGAAGUUGAAAAUUCGACUCCAUCGUCUCUCUUGCUCUCCGUCAAUACUACCGUAUCAGACGGUGAAACCGGCUCUCCUCCCAUCACUCCUUCUGACGACGUGGAAACUUGGGCAGUUGGUGGUAGUAGGCUUUCACUAUCAAAAGAUGAAGCACCCACCGGUGGAGACCAUCAAGGUUCCUCGCUUUUGCCGUCCCAAGGUGCCGAGGGCGAGACGUCAACAACUAUCGAGGAUGAUUCACCCCGCCUAUCGUUUGCUGAGGCAUGCAACGAUCUCUCAGGCUUCUGGAUUGCAUUUGAGAACGAUGCGCGAGUACGGGAGUACUGGACUCCGCGGCUUGUCCAAUGGAUGCGGGACGUUUAUCCAGCUUCUUGAACAUUCUGACGCUAUUUCGUCAUUCACUGUAUCGUAG